Molecule: messenger RNA, 2172 nt
Organism: Penicillium daleae
Lineage: Eukaryota; Fungi; Ascomycota; Eurotiomycetes; Eurotiales; Aspergillaceae
Product: WD40 repeat domain-containing protein
Exons: 7
Biological process (GO): proteasome-mediated ubiquitin-dependent protein catabolic process
Cellular component (GO): GID complex
Molecular function (GO): protein binding
Source: RefSeq, a predicted model, not a curated record
AGGUCUGCUCACCUGGUUCUUUCAAAGAGCCAGGGAAUCGGGCAGAUCCUGAUCAUUUGUCGACCUGGCCGACAAUCCUUACCCUCCCUCCGCCUCCGACCACCCCGAUCUUCCUCUUCCCCCCAACCUUGCCGCCAUCUCCUCCUCCGCCGCCGCCGCCGACGCCGCCGACAGCCCUGGACAUCUCCCGCCUACUUCGGAGCAUCGAAGCUCACGAGGACGGCGGGCACUGGUAUUCACGCAGACGCCACCGGGGCACGCGAAGCUGUGUCCCAGGACGAUUCAACUCUCACGCCCGGCCGAGCUGACGGCCGGUCUCCAUCCCGCAAGCGCAGGCGCCUAGCAACCAUGCGGCCAGAUGGGAUUUCAAGCACGAAUGGCUUUUCCCAGGCGUCCUACGGGCAAACCUCGAGAAAGGCCAGCCUGAAUGGCCAACACACUGCGUCAGCAAAUGGAGAGUCGCAGUCAAAUGGGGCCGGGAAACCUUUGACGAGCUCUUACUUUGGCCACAACCGGGAGGAGGUGACGCGGAUCUUGAUCCAGAGCCUGUAUGAGUUGGGUUACAGCACCGCAGCGUCGGCUUUGAGCUCUGAGAGCGGCUAUCAGCUGGAGACACCCGGUGUUGCAACAUUCCGGAGCGCGAUACUCGAUGGAAGGUGGUCCGAGGCAGAAAAGAUCCUCAUUCAGUCUUUCCGAAACAUGGGUCUGAAGAAUGGCCAGAAAGGUGCUUCCGAAGGAACACUGGUAUUGGCAGAGGACGCGGACAGGAGUGAAAUGCUGUUCUACCUUCGCCAACAGAAAUUCUUGGAACUCCUCGAAGCACGCGAGUUAGGCUCAGCGCUCCUAGUGCUUCGGCAAGAACUUACGCCGUUGAACUACGACGUGGACCGGCUCCAUGCGCUUUCAAGUCUCCUAAUGUGCCCGACGGAGCUGCUUCACGAGCAGGCAGGAUGGGAUGGCCCAAUCAGCUCCUCCCGAGAACGACUGCUGGCCGACUUGUCAAAAUCCAUCUCGCCCUCGGUCAUGAUCCCCCAGCAUCGUCUUGCAAUCCUAUUAGAUUAUGUGAAACAGGGUCAGAUCAGCAACUGUCUCUAUCAUAAUACCGCUGAAGCGCCAUCACUCUAUUCCGAUCACAUGUGCGACCGAAGCGACUUCCCUCUGGAUGUCACGGCCAACCUCAAUCAGCACAUCGACGAGGUUUGGCACUGCGGGUUUUCCCACGACGGAUCCAAAUUGGUUACUGCAGGCCAGGAUCGAACGGUGUUGAUAUAUGACACAAGCACUUUCACGGUAAUCCAUCGAUUGAAUGGACACUCGGACGGAGUUGCCUUUGCCAGCUGGAGUCCCGAUGAUUCCAAGCUUAUCACUUGUUCACAAGACAGGACGGCCCGUGUGUGGAAUGCAGAGACUGGCCGCUGUCUUUUGACUAUCGAUCAUCACUGCUAUCCAGUGACCGCUGCCGGCUGGGCCCCUGACAGUGAAUCAUUUGUGACGUCGUCAUUUGAUGCGAGCUCGGGCCUGUGCCAUUGGAGUAUGCGGGGAACGCCUCUACAUACGUGGAAGGGAGGAUUCCGUACCCAAGAUUGCGCCAUCAGCCCCGACGGUCGACGAGUCGUGGCAGCAGAUACUGAUUCCAAGCUUCACGUAUUCGAUUUCCGCACCUACGAAGAGGACUACUGCCUAUCUCUCCCGAGCAAACCGACAUCCGUUGCUAUCAGCCGGGACUCCAAGCAUAUGCUGGUCAAUUUGACUGAGGGGGAAAUCCAAUUGAUCGAUAUGGAAACUACUGCGGUGGUCCGACGGUUCCGGGGAUACAAGCAGGGCAGUUAUGUGAUUCGCAGCACUUUUGGUGGCGCAGCGGAGAAUUUCGUCGUUAGUGGCAGUGAAGAUUCCCGAAUUUAUAUCUGGCACAAGGAGAACGGCACCCUCGUGGAAACCUUGGAAGCUCAUACCAAGGGUUGUGUGAACUCAAUAUCCUGGAGUCCUACAAACCCAGGCAUGUUCGUCUCGGCCGGAGACGACAAAGCCGUACGCAUGUUCCUGACAAAACCCUACAGCUGGUCCAAAGACCCGGAACGACAUCGCCCAAUUGCUGGAACGAGUCAAAGACGAGGAAUAUCAUCGACUGGGUUCCCACAGACAAGCGCAUUACGGACUACUUCGGCAUUUUAA